Miscanthus lutarioriparius is the source of this 1533-nucleotide messenger RNA. Lineage: Eukaryota; Viridiplantae; Streptophyta; Magnoliopsida; Poales; Poaceae. The record is from the annotation of a GenBank genome assembly.
AUGACACCGUCGACAGCACGCCGUCCACUACUGGCGCAGAUAAGCGUCACGCACCACUUGAGGCGAUUCCCGAUACGGUUGGGGUUCAAGAAGUGCUUGCGCCACGAUCGGGCUUUGUGUGACGCUUGCACUCGGAGGACUUCGGCAGUACGUUGCUGGUUGUCCGUUGUUCUUGAUGUUGUGGUCGUCGAGCGGUUCGACAUUGGUAGUAGUCCGACCACGUCGUCACGCAGACGAAUUUGUCGUGCCGGCGAGGUGUACGCUUUUGACCUAUUUGGUGAGACCGACGAGCUCGAUGCCCCAACGAUGGGCACACACGGUUGUCCGUGGCCUCACGAGAUGAUGUGGUGGUUCGGUGGACCCCAUUACGCGGCGGUGACAUACAUGCCCGUGCUCGCGUGGGUUUUGUCGGAGUUGUGCUACCGAGACCAGGAGCUGUGGUGCACGAGGAAACGACUGGUGUUCGACAUCUUCGUCGAGCCAUAUUGUCCAGAGCGGGUGGCACGUCAGUUUGGCCGUGCGCAGGUCUUUCCCCUUCCCCGACUUGAGUUUGACGGGUCCCACGGGUAUUCAAGGAAAGGUCAAGGUAUAGCGUUCGAGCAAUCGUGGGUGGAUAGGAUGGUGCUUUGGGUCAACGACUGGGCACAGGCUGCCGCCGAUGUGCACGACCUUGGUGGGCCAUUCGACGAGGGCACGUACCAAGAGUACUUGCAUUGGUUCCACGGAGCCACACGCGUCCGUUGCUUCCCCGUGCCGGUAGAGGCCGCGCCGCACGAGGCCAAGAUCACCGACACGUUCGUGAUGGAGCCACCAGCUGCUUUCCAUGCGCUGACAGAUAUCUGCAGUGACGUGGGCAACGAGCUGCUUUCGUAUGCCCAGAGGUUCGAGCAGACCCCGCCAACGGGUGUGCCUCCACCUCCUCCACCACCUCCAGUCGUAGGAUCUGGAGGAUGUUCUGGUCCUUCCCAGCAGAGGGUUCCAGUCCUAGGUACAUGUGCUUCAUGCAGUGACUACACGGAGGGUACUAGCAGCCUAGCCCAUGCCAUGUCGCAGCGCGACGGCGAUGCCAUUGCCGCCGCCGCGGCGGCGACGGAUCCCUCCCCGGACCCGACACCGGCCUCGCCGGUGGUCAAGUGGCCCGAGGGCGGCGCGCUGACACGGGACUGGGUGGCGGGGCUUGCGUCCACGCUGGACUGGUGCUCACGGCACCUCCCCGCGGACUGCCUCCUGGAGGUGCUCCCGGCCGCGCUAGUCCAGCGCUUGGUCCUGGCCGCCGCCGCCAUCCUGCACCGCGAGCCUAACCUCGUCCGCGUCAACCCGCGCCCCGGCCAGGCCGUCGUCGUCGUCGGGGACGUCCACGGCCAGCUCCACGACGUCAUCUUCCUGCUCCGCGACGCCGGGUUCCCGUCCGAGGACCGCAUCUUCGUCUUCAACGGCGACUACGUCGACCGCGGCGCCUGGGGCCUCGAGACCUUCCUGCUGCUACUCGCGUGGAAGGUGAAUUCUGCUGCGGAUCCUCCAACUCGUUGUUAA